Malassezia japonica is the source of this 2502-nucleotide messenger RNA. RefSeq lists its product as uncharacterized. Bases 1 to 2502 code for a protein of 833 amino acids. The record is from RefSeq and is a predicted model, not a curated record. Gene Ontology annotation, molecular function: protein binding. The transcript has a single exon. NCBI's taxonomy places the organism in Eukaryota, Fungi, Basidiomycota, Malasseziomycetes, Malasseziales, Malasseziaceae.
AUGUGGCGACCUCGUCUGCCGUACGUCGCGGCGCGCCUUGUGCGGCCGGUGCGUCCCCUGCAUGCGUGCACGGCGCAGGCGGCACGUACGCCACGCAGCGGCACGCUGCGUGCUCGCCAGGCGCUGCUGAGCCAGGAGAUUGCGCAGCUCGAAAAAGAGCUGCAGUUUGUGGAGAAGCAGGAGGAAGUCGCGCGUCUCACCGCGGAUCUGCCGCCGCUCGACGAUGCGACGCUCGAGGCGAUGUACCGCGAGAUGAUUGAGCCGCCGCCCGCGGAGGAGGCGCCGAAAUCGCUGCCGGACGCGACGCCCAAAGCGCUGACGCGCCUGGCAAUGCGGCUGGGUGUGGGCAGGGGCGAAAACGAGGCCGAGGAAGCUGCAGACGCGGCCUCGAUCGAAGCGGUCGAGCGGGAUGCGCAUGAAAAUGCUCCUGUUGAAGAGUCCACUGCUUCCCAGCCACUCGAUACGGCACUUCGGGCCGCUUCUGACGAGCGCACUGCGCAGCGCACGCUCCUCCUCGAGCGCCUCGCCACCUGGGUGAUGGAAAAUCCAUCCGAGCCCGACGAUCUGCUCCCUGCGGUUCCCACCGAAGAGUGGCAGGCACUCGCUGUUGACAGUGCGCGUGAUACCAACCUCGCACAGACGCUGCAUACCCUCGACCUCAUGGCGCAAAGCGGUCUCGAGCCCAGCGCGGCGCUGUACGCGCGCCUCCUCGACACGUACGCGACGCGCGGCGCGCUCGAUGCGUGCCUCGUGCUCAGUGCGCGCAUGCAAGAGGUCGGCCUCGUGGCCGAUGCGCCGGUCAAGCAUGCAAUGGUCAAGGCGUACGUCCACAGUGACCGUCUCUUUUCCGCACUCGAGUACCUCCAGCACUGGGAAACGACCGAGGCCGCGCCGAUCUCGGCCUAUACCAUGCUCAUGGAGCACCUCGUCAAGCACCCGAUGCGCGCCGUGCAUCCAAUCGCAUGGUCGCUCUUUUACCACAUGCGCCUCGUUGCACACCCCGUGCCGGACGCGGCCGUGUACGCCCUCAUGAUCCGGGCGUGUGCCGCUGGUGUGCCGCAGCCCGGUACACGGGCGCGGGCACCAGAAGCCGACGCGGAGCGUGCGCUCGACCUCUUUCGCGAGAUGACGACGCACUAUGCGAUCCGGCCGAACAAGGAGGUGUACGAUAGCCUGAUCCUGACAUGUGCGCGGCGCAAGGAGCACUAUACGGACGCGAUCCGGCUCGUGCGUGAGCUCUUGGAUGGCGAGCCGGACCGUGUACUUGCGCCUGGCGCGCGCUCGGCGUUGUGGGCGGAUACGUACACGUUUAAUGCGCUGCUGCAAGGCAGUGCACGGGCCGGCGAUUUGCGUACCGCGCGCUGGGUCUUGGCCGAGAUGCUGCGUGUCGCCUUUGCGUUGGAUGGCGCGCCGGAGCACUGCCGCGUGAAUGAAGAAACCAUGUCGAACAUCUUUUGGACGUAUGCGGUGUAUGAGCCGCCGCUGAAGGAGAAGGAUAUUCGUGUGGUGGAUGGCGAGAAGGGCAAGGGCAAGGGCAAGGACAACGAGGGUGGAAAACUCGACGCAAAGGGCGAGGCCAGCGACGAGGUAGAGACUCGUGUCGAGACCAACGACCAGCCCGAGAACCAGCCAGAAAGCCAGGCCGACGACCCUACCUCGCUCGACACACGCUCGGAAACGUCUCCGGAAGCAUCUCCCCAUCCCACCGUAUUCACGCACGACAUGCCCCAGACUGCCAAGGAUGUCCUGCUCGAGGUACGUGCACUCAUGGCACGCAUCCUCGCCGACCAGGACCCCUCUCCGGACGCCGGCCUCGAACAUCCUCUCUCGUCGGUACGCACGACGCCUCGCCUCCUCAACGCCUUCCUCUCGGUCCUGAUGCACCACCUUCCCCGUGAGCACCAGCUCGCAGCGGUCGUGCACGCCGCCGAGGACCCCGACGGCGUCUUUCAGCAAGCGCACGUCGCGCCGAACGGGCACACCUACGCGCUGCUCCUCGAGGCGUGCGCCGCGCAGCGCCACCGCCCCCACGCCGACGCCGUCGCGGCGCGCGUAUGGGCGCAGUGGACCGAGCUCGCGACCGCCCACCCCAUGUCCUCUGCCCACGGCACCGACGCCAAGACGACGUCCAAGGCGUGGGCGCUCAUGAUCCGCAACAAGGCCAAGUCGUACGACAUUGACGCCGCCCUCGAGCUCGUGCGCAGCUUCUAUGCCCUCUAUCCACCAAAAGCUCCAACAACGGCCGUGACGAGCGUCGCGCCGGCCCCUCCGGUCGACCUGAUGCCCGUUCCCCCGCCGUCGAGCGCGCUCGACGCGCUCGCGAGCCUCGCUCCGAGCGCCGGCAGCCGGCAGUACCCCUCGCUCAGCCCCGCGCGCCCGACGCUGCGCUUCCGCGACCUGGAUCUCUUGCACCACCGCUGCGUCGCGCUGCGCCGCGCCGACGGCAUCCGCCUCAUUACCCACGUCGACCGCGCUUUUCGCUCGACGCGAUACCCUUCGUAG